AGGGCGCCUAAAAGAGGUCCUUUUUCCUGGUGACGUGUUACGUUCCUUUGACAGCGAUAUGUGAAAGUAAACGAUAACGAAAGAAUUAAAACGCUGCCUAGCUUUCGAUUAAGAGGCUUUUACUGUGAUAUUGGUGACGUCUUCUACCGUCAAAGAAGAUGGAGACGCUUUACCAUCAGACCAAUAAACAUAUCCAGGAGGUUCAGUCUCAGAUGGGACGACUGGAGAAAACAGAUCGCGAGUCAGUCCACUUAUUUGAGAAUGAACUACAAGCCAGAAUUGAUCAGAUCUUUAACCAACUGGAGCGACUGGAGAUUCUAGCAAGCAAAGAACCACCAAAUCGGCGCCAAAAUGCCAAACUGCGUGUUGAUCAGUUAAAGUAUGACAUGCAGCAUCUACAGACAGCCCUGAGGAACUUUCAGCACAGACGCUACGCUCGUGAGGCACAGGAGAGAGAGAGAGAUGAGCUUUUGAGCCGAAGUUUUACAACUAAUGACGCUGACACCUCCAUCCCCAUUGAUGAGACCCUGCAGUUCAAUACCAGCCUUCACAAUGCUCACAGAGGAAUGGAUGAUCUUCUGGGCUCAGGCUCCGGUAUCCUUAACGGCCUAAGAGAGCAAAGAAGCACGCUCAAGGGUACCCAUAAGAAGAUGUUGGAUGUUGCAAACAUGUUGGGCUUGUCUAACACUGUCAUGCGUUUGAUUGAGAAGCGAGCAUCGCAGGACAAGUUCAUCAUGAUUGCUGGAAUGCUGGCUUCUUGUUUUGUCAUGUUCCUGGUGGUGAAAUACCUUAGCUGAACCUUCUGACCUUUAGCCGACCUACUGUCUUGGAGGAGCUCAUCAGUGGCACAUUCCAGCUCUUAUGGACCUUUUUGUGAAAAUUCAGUUUUUAAUUAUAAUCAGAUCCAAUUCUAACUUACCUCACUUGUGAAAAAAAUAGUCAAAUUCAGUCACUGUUAUGGUGUAGUAAAGUCAGUCUCAUCUCUGCCACUGUAAUGCUUAAUCCUUUAUAGUUUCGGCAGUGUUUUGAUUUCUUUCAUCACCUGAGUAGACCUAAAAAUCUGCUUGAACAAGCACACUGGUGCUACAGCACCUUAUUUUGAAAUCUCUACUGCUAAUAACUGAAGAUCUCUUGACUUACGUCUUUCUCUUUGUAUCGCUGUUUUGCUGUUGCUCAUUGUAUAUUAGUAUCAGAGCGGUUAGUGUUUAAAAUUAGUAAAUUACAACAUUUUCAGCAGAAAGGAUUAAAUAAUUUGUCCUUUAUUCUGCCUCUUUAUUGCCACCCUCUGGACAUCAAACCCUGUGUUUGAGUCCUCAGUCUUUGAGUAUUCAGUGCUGUGCUGGAAUCUACUGUAUUGUUUAUAAUGCCUCUAAACCUUACUAGGCUGUAUACACUAAAAUGUUUCUGGGCACACACAAAAAUACACAAAACUAUGCCCUUGUUUGUAAUCUUAAAACUGUGUCAGUGUAUGCGCCUGAAUCCAAGCAGGGGUCACAGCCCCUGGCUAACAGGAAAUUAGAUUUUUUAUUGGACAGCUGCUGCUUGAUUUGCCACUUUGUAUGCUCACUUUCACAUACACUCAGGACCCCAGCAAGCCUCAACAACGUCCUCCUAGAACAGUUACAGUAUACAUGACAUCUGUCUUAUAUACCCUGAAAUUCACUGAAACUAAAUCUGCUUCCAGGCCAUAGAGUAUGCACUGCAUGUGCAGUGGGCAGGUAAGUCAACAGACUUCAGUUUUUAAUCCAGUUGUUAACAUGAAUUUAUUUUAAAUGGCAUUUGCUAAAAAUUCAUAAUUAUGAAAACAUUAACACUGUUUGUAUUCUAUUAAACACUGAGUUGCCCUGA
Myxocyprinus asiaticus (Chinese sucker) is the source of this 1848-nucleotide messenger RNA. Its product is annotated as Golgi SNAP receptor complex member 2-like. The record is from RefSeq and is a predicted model, not a curated record. The transcript is spliced from 6 exons. Gene Ontology annotation, biological process: intra-Golgi vesicle-mediated transport; vesicle fusion. Gene Ontology annotation, molecular function: SNAP receptor activity; SNARE binding. Bases 159 to 797 code for a protein of 212 amino acids. Gene Ontology annotation, cellular component: endoplasmic reticulum membrane; SNARE complex; ER to Golgi transport vesicle membrane. Lineage: Eukaryota; Metazoa; Chordata; Actinopteri; Cypriniformes; Catostomidae.